Molecule: messenger RNA, 1625 nt
Organism: Erythranthe guttata (spotted monkey flower)
Lineage: Eukaryota; Viridiplantae; Streptophyta; Magnoliopsida; Lamiales; Phrymaceae
Gene: POR
Product: C-CAP/cofactor C-like domain-containing protein
Biological process (GO): tubulin complex assembly; post-chaperonin tubulin folding pathway
Cellular component (GO): cytoplasm
Molecular function (GO): tubulin binding
Source: RefSeq, a predicted model, not a curated record
UUCAUGAAAAGUCCACACCGUAGGGGGUUGGUGUAAGACGAAAUCAAACAUCGGUAUGGUUUUGGUGAUUAGUAAUUACAAACAGGUGGAUGUGAUUUUCGUAAUUCAACCUAAGUUCGGUGAGUUUUCGUAAUUUACCCUAAAAAUUAUAUAAAGUGAAAUAUUGAAACAAAUCGUUUAUUCGUACGCAUCUAAUUUACUGCGCCAUUAAAACACAUUAAUACAUUCUUCAACAGUUUCACCAUCUAAACUCCGUCCCCGCGAAAUGGAAGAAACCGAGCAGCCCACCCACGAUUCCGCCGCCGCCGCCGCCGCCGAAGCCCUCGAUCGUAAGCACUCGGCAAUGGUGGAGCGCCUCUCGAACCGCCACCACUCCCGUCUCUCCGGCAAACCGGAUCCCAGCUCCGCCACCUCAUUCGAAUCCACACAGUCGUUCCUCUCUCAGUUCUCUCAAUCCAAAUCCGCAAUCGAAUCGGACCUCACCGGAAUCCGCCACCACUCCGACCCGACCCAGAAACCCGACCUGGAAUCAAUCUCUCUCCAAAUCUCCGCCCUAGAGAAGCUCGUCGCCGAGAGCUCCUACUUCCUACCCCCCUUCGAAAUCCGCACCUGCCUCAACACCAUCGGCCACCUCAGACAAACCCUAGAUGACGUCACCUCCAUCGUCAUCCCCAAGAAGAAAUUCUCCUUCAGGAACAAACCCUCCAAAAAGACAACCACACCAAUUCCACCUCAAAACGACGCAGUAUUCAUUGAGCCGGAGAAAAAGCCAGGGUUUAGGGAUUUGAAUCCCGACCAUGGGUUCAGAAACAGAGAGAACGAGGUACUAACAAAGGAAUUCAACAGAAGCGAUUCGGAGAUUCAAAUCGGAGAGUUCACAUUGUCGGAUUUGAGGGGUUGCGAAAUUCGAUUAAAGGGUUGCUUAAGGGCAUUGUUUAUGGAUAAGUUGAUUAACUGCAAGGUUUACGUAGGGGUGGUUAUGGGUUCGGUUUUGAUCGAGGGAGCAGAGGAUUGCGUGUUCGUUUUGGGGGCGCAUCAAAUUAGGAUUCAUAAUGCGAAAAAUUGCGACUUUUAUCUUCGAGUGAGGAGUAGGCCUAUAAUCGAGGAUUGUAAUGGUGUUAGAUUUGCUCCGUAUUGUUUGAAUUACGAAGGAAUCGAGAAGGAUCUCACGGAGGCGAAUCUCGGUGUGGAAAAUGGGAAUUGGGAGAAUGUGGAUGAUUUUCGUUGGUUAAGAGCAUUGCAAUCUCCCAAUUGGUCGGUUUUGCCGGAAAACGAGCGUAUAAGUAUGGUUGAUACAUCGAAUUUGGGAAACGUUUAUUGAGGAUUCUUUGCUAAAGAGGCUGAAACUUCGAGAAUCGAUUGCAGGUUUUGUGUCUGAUAUGCAGAGUGAUGGAUUUUACCUUGUGAGUGAAGUUCUAUUCAUAAUUCUUUGUUAUCUUUUUUUUCGUUUCCUUUGUAUCUGAAUCUUGUUAUAUGUUAACCUUGUAACUAAUUCAAUCAUUAAAACGAAGUCUUCUCUUACUUGAAUAUGAAUUACUUGAAGACGAGAAGCUUCCUAAUGCUACAUUAUGUUCGUUAUAUAUAUUCGAAGGCGAACACCUAUAUAUGUGUUUGUACUUGGUGGU